AUGUCCUUUCCCGUGGAAACAACAAACAAAGAAGUUAAUGAAAAACUAAAAGAUAAAAUAACCACAGGGGAAUACUCACUUGGAGAUCUGAUUGUGCCACAGUCAUUCACCAAAGCAAUUUUAAAAGAAGACAAGAUAAUACAUGAAACUGUUGAGGUCAGUGGACGGAAAAUGCCUUUAACAGAAAUAAGAAAGAACAUGUUGGAAAAGCAUUUGCCAUUUAUGCGACUAAGAUCUGAUAAGGAUUAUGAAAACAUGACACAAGAAGAAUUGAUUCUUAACUUAAAAAGAAUUAACGAGUUCAGUGAACAAAUGCCUUCAGAAGAGUAUGUACAUACCUUAAAGUGUUUUGAAAGGAGGCGUCAUUUGAUGUUUUGGCAUGAUGGGUCAUCUAUAGCUAGCCACAGCCAUGUCCUCAUGCUUGUUGCAUGUAUGUACGACCCUGCUUUAUUUCUCACAGAUGACGAGUAUAUGGAAAAUACUAAAACAAAAAUAAAUGUGCAAGCUGUGAUUGAAAAGCCGGAGUUUUACAUUUUGGCCAGAUGUCCUGCAACUGACCAGCAGCUUUUAUAUUCAAAUGAACGCUGCAAAGAUAUCAUAGAAAUGAGGAAAAGUGUUGGACAUGGUAUAAAUGAUGUAAUGAGAUUUUUCAAGGGUGACAGUCCCGCAGCGGCAUUUGAAGCUGGGCAGCAAAAAGGUGGCAAUUUUUUUUGCUCUGUACACGCUGUUUGUGUUAGCAGUCUUGUACAUACUUUUAAACAACAACAUCUGUCCUUGCAAGAUCGGGUCGGUCAUGCUUUAUCUUCUGUCGAAUCAUGUAAUAAACUUAAAAGUGGAGCAGUAAAGUUACACAAUGGAUUGAAGAAGCAUGAGCUGAUAAAUGAACUUCAUCAACGAAAAAUAAAGUUCUCCUGUGAUCUCCCUACAAAGGAGUUAAACAACUUGCUUCAAGAGGAAAUGCAUGGAAUUCAAAGGUUGCCAACCCUCAUGUUUGGGAAGUCCCAUAGAUUUUUGAGUGAGCUCAACCUUGAGGGAUACGAGAUAUUAAAUAAUGAACCUUUGCAUGAUGUGUCAAACUACAUUAAAAAUAUCUACUGUGAGCUUCCACAUCAUGUAGGUGCAAAGAAGAAGACUUUAUUAGAAAUAAUUGAGGCUUCGUUUAAUAACAAGGAAGCAAAAAAUGCCUCUGAUUACAGAAGAAGCCUGCUGAUCGUAACAAAUUGGGCAUUAAAAAAUUUAGAAGGCCACUUUGCAUUGAAACUGCUGAUCUCACUUUCAAAGAUCCAGGAAAUAUUGUACUUGCCAGCAAAUAGAAGAAGUAUGCCAAGUAUUCUGCAUUUGAUAAUUGCAACACACUACCACGCCAUGUUGAUAAAACUCCAUAUCCGUGGUAAAUUAACAUCACUGACACAGAGUUUGGUGUGUAUUACCAUUCUAUUAUCAGACAUUCUGGCACACAGCUACGUCUUGUUUCUGGUCGUACAGCCAACACUGAAAAAGAAGAGGCUAGUUUUAAUCCCAUCAAGACCGUAAUUAAACUUACAUCAAAUAACCAUCCAGAAAACAUCAUAUGUAAUGCCCUGAUCAGAAUGCAAGCCGCAAUAAAAUUAGGUGCAGGCCAAAAUGCAGUGAGCAAAGAUAAAUCAUUUGAGGAACUUUCCCAAAGAAUACAGAGACAUUCAACAGGUAGGUUCUAUAUUUUACCCAAUGUGCUAUCGAUAUUUUGCGUUUUGACUUUAUACUUUGUUUUUUGAUUUGAUAUAUAAAAAAGAUUAUGUUAUUUGUGCUCUGGUUACAUAGAACAGAACGUCCUUUCAAUCAACUAAUCAACUGCCAUGAAAUGAUGGUGAAAUUAAAAUUGACGUCGCCCUAAUUUUUAGAUUUCUAUGGCUGAAGUAUUUACAUUAAUGAAGAGAACAGCAAUAGUUCUAUUAUUUAUAAAAAAUAUAAAAUGCGUUUCUUUGCUUAAUAUUAUUGU
Molecule: messenger RNA, 1978 nt
Organism: Hydractinia symbiolongicarpus
Lineage: Eukaryota; Metazoa; Cnidaria; Hydrozoa; Anthoathecata; Hydractiniidae
Exons: 2
Coding region: 1-1533 (510 amino acids)
Source: RefSeq, a predicted model, not a curated record